AUGUUUACUGAACUACUAAGAAGAGAGAAAGAAGCAAAAAUUAAACCAGACCCUGAUAUUGAUGCCUAUAUGAAGGCAGCAGCGCUAGAAGGACAUCAGGAGAGCAUGGUAACCGACUAUAUUCUCAAGAUUUUGGGACUUGAAAUAUGUGCUGAUAUUAUGGUAGGAGAUGGAAUGAUAAGAGGUAUCUCCGGAGGACAGAAAAAGAGAGUCACAACAGGUGAGAUGCUGGUUGGACCAAUAAGAGUGUUGUUCAUGGAUGAGAUAUCAACUGGUUUGGACAGUUCAACCACUUUUCAAAUAAUCAGCUCGAUCAGACAAUCGAUCCAUAUUCUGAACGGAACUGCACUCGUGUCACUUCUACAGCCAGCACCAGAAACUUAUGAGUUAUUCGAUGAUAUCAUACUUCUCACCGAUGGACAAAUUGUUUAUCAAAGACCAAGAGAGAAUGUUCUCGAGUUCUUCGAAUCAACGGGAUUCAAGUGUCUUGAGAGAAAAGGCAUCGUGGAUUUCUUACAAGAAGUGACAUCAAGAAAAGAUCAAUAG
This is a messenger RNA of Lathyrus sativus (Indian pea), 546 nucleotides long. The record is from the annotation of a GenBank genome assembly. Lineage: Eukaryota; Viridiplantae; Streptophyta; Magnoliopsida; Fabales; Fabaceae.